AUGACAACAUCCGAAGAUAAAAAACCGAUUAGCCGAUCACGAGUGAUUCUUUCACAGGUUAUAGCAUGUCUCGCGUUAGACUUCCUGCUGAUCGGUCUGGGUCUAUCUAUCAGUUUCGUGACGAUGGUGUUACCUGAAGUAAUGGAGGCCAAAGAAGGGUUAUCUAUCACUAAGAAACAAGCGUCAUGGUUUGGUAGUAUUGCGUUUCUUUGCCAGCCUCUGGGCAGUAUAUUCUCAGGACCUUUACUUGAUCACUUCGGAAGAAAGAAGGCAUUAUUUCUGGUGAACAUACCACAUGUGAUUGCGUGGCUACUCAUGUACUAUGCGUCUAAUGUACCAACUUUGUUUAUUGGGAACGCCUUACUGGGGAUUGGUACGGGUAUCAUGGAAGCACCUUCCGUCACAUACGUAGGAGAAAUCAGUGAUCCAUCAAUUCGAGGCAUUUUAACAACCCUAACAAACGGAUUUACGUCUACGGGCAUGUUUGCUGCAUACUUCCUCGGUGCUGUUCUACCAUGGCGUCAAGCAGCACUCGUGGCUCUAACUGUACCACUCGCUACAAUGGUGUUAGUGCUCUUUGUACCUGAAACUCCAAUAUGGCUUCUAUCGAAAGGUCGACAGAAAGAGGCCCUGGAUUCACUCUGCCGACUUAGAGGCUGGUCGAAACCAAUAGACGUUGAAGAAGAAUUUAACGUGCUUCUAGAAUAUAAUGAAGAAAUGCGCCAAUGCGUUCUGUGUGGUCAAGAAAAACAACAAAUUGAACCUUGUGAACAUGAAAAAAAGAGUCUGUACAGAAGAAUACUUAUGAAGAUAAAGUACGUUUUCUUUGUCAAAGAAACUAUGAGGCCUUUCAUGCUAGUUAUGGCGUAUUUCUUCUUCCAUACCAUGAGCGGCACAAUGCCUAUUCGACCGAAUAUGGUAAAUGUUUGUAAAGCUUUGGGAAUGAAAUAUGAUCCUAAGAACAUAGUGGUGAUAUCUGGAGCGCUUUUCAUCUUGAUGAGUAUUCUGUCUGCCUUUAUUGUCAAGACUGUUGGCAAAAGAAAGCUCAUCCUUGGAUCAUUACUUGCAUCAGCUGGCUGCAACCUAGCUCUGAGUAUCUACGCUCACAUUAACAUUCCUCUGACAGUUUUCUCCUACGAAGUUCAUACUUUCACUGAUCGCAAGGACGUAUUGCCAGUUGUAUUAUUCUUGAUGUUAAUUUGCUUUAACGGACUCGGCAUACCAUGGAUCUUGCUAUCGGAGGUGUUUCCUUUCAAGAGCCGCGGUAUUGCCACAGCUAUGGCAGCAGCCUCGGGUUACGUUGUAUUCUUCUUAUCGUCUAAAACCAACUACAACAUCGAAUUUGCUUUUCACCUCAGUGGGACUUUCGGCUUGUACGGUACCAUUGGCUUUAUUGGCACAGUCUACCUUUAUUUCUUUCUGCCAGAGACAGAGAAGAAAUCUCUCGCUGAAAUUGAGUCUUUCUAUAAAAGUGAUAGGAGAAUAUUUGCUGAUGAUUUCUUAAUAAAUUCGUUUAGAAAGAAACGUAGUACAAACAGUGAGGCUAAUAAUCCGAUGCUAGGCAAAUAG
This is a messenger RNA of Arctia plantaginis, 1569 nucleotides long. The record is from the annotation of a GenBank genome assembly. NCBI's taxonomy places the organism in Eukaryota, Metazoa, Arthropoda, Insecta, Lepidoptera, Erebidae.